GCAUAUAUGGCGCGAAAGAGACAAAAUACUUUUGGCCGUUUUGGCAUGAAAUUGUAAUUCAAAUUGGACCUAAGUGUAGUGAUUUAAUUCAAAUUAUAAAGGCUCCCUGCUCGUUAACAUUUUUGAUAUACCUUGCAUUUUUGUUAUUCAAUGGUGUGCUCAAUAGGAGUCAUUGACGCUUGAUUUGCCAAAAACUGAAGUUGAAGAGCUUUUGGGCUUUGACUUCCGCUGGUCGUGUUGUGUCUCAGCUCCUUUCAUUUAUCUGGACACAUCUUCCAAAUGAAUAUUGUUUAUAAGUACAGUCGUCUCGGCCGCUUAGGAGUGAUAACAUCCUUCCAGUCCUACCAUGGUCAAAGACACCUUUCUGUGAAAAGCCACAGAAAUCUCCUGGAAGCAUAUGAAUCUGCAAAGAGACUUUGCUUUUCAAAGAAGCCACCUCCUGAUGUCAAUCCAAGAGCAGUGUUUGCUAACAAUGAAAUCCAUCUGAGAAAUGUCAGCAUUUAUGGCUUUGAUUAUGACUACACUCUUGCUCACUAUAAGCCCUCAAUGCACCAUCUUAUCUAUGACCUAGGGAAGAAAGCUCUUGUGGAAAAAUUCAAGUAUCCCAAGGACAUAGAAAAUCUCCGUUAUUUGCCGGAUUUCGCCGUGCGCGGCCUACACUACGACAUUCACAAGGGCCUUCUUAUCAAGGUGGACUCCUUCAACCAGAUUCAGCUGGGAUCGGUGUACAGGGGUCUGUCCAAGGUGUCCGAUGCAGAGGUCAUGGAGCUGUACGGCUCGACGGUGCUUCCCAUCAACUACAUCGAGCCGCCGCCGGGCAGACCGGAGGCGCGGAUGGUUCAGCUGGCCGACCUGUUCUCGCUGCCCGAGAUGUGUCUCAUGUGCCAGGUCACCGACCUCUUCAUCCAGCAGAAUAUCGACUUCCAGCCGGCCGUCCUCUUCACUGACGUCAGGAACGCCAUUGGCAGCAUCCACCCCCUGAUGCACGGCAUUGUCGGCCGCGACCCGGCCUACUAUAUGGAGGAGAGUCCCGACCUGGUGCGCUACCUGGACCGACUGGUGCAGCAUGGCAGGAGGCUGUUCCUCGUCACCAACAGCCCGUUCGACUUUGUAAAUCGAGGCAUGAAUUUUCUGGUCGGGGAUGAUUGGAGGGAUCGCUUUGAUCUUGUGAUUGUCGAGGCAAAGAAACCAAAGUUUUUCACCCAGUGGUCGUCUCCGCUAAGGCGAUAUGAUCUGGAGACAAAGUCGAAGACUUGGAGCCAGGUUACCAAGAUUGAAAAGGGAGAAGUUUACUGUGAGGGUAACGUGCGUCAGCUGCAGCAGCUGACCGGCUGGGCCGGCGGGAACGUGCUGUAUUUCGGCGACCACCCCUACACGGAUCUGGCCGACGUGCGACUCCACCACGGAUGGAGGACCGGCGCCAUUCUCUGGGAGCUGGAUCACGAGAUAAGCAUCCUGAACCGUCCGGAGUACAAGGAGAACAGCAACUGGCUGCAACAGCUACAGCAGCUGAUCGAGGGCGAACAGAACGAGCUGCGCCGACCCGAGAACCGGGCCGUGCUCGAGCGGUGGGAGGCCGAGCGUGAUCAACUCAGGCUGUACACCAAGACCAUCUUCAACCACCAGUUCGGCAGCCUGUUCCGCACGCACCACAACCCCAGCUACUUCUCCCGCCGGCUCUUCCACUUCUGCGACCUGUAUACGUCGAGCAUCUCCAACCUGCUCGACCUCCACCCCUCGCACGUGUUCUUCCCGCGGCGCGGCGCCCUGCCCCACGAGUACCGCUCCAUGUUCGUCUAGACACCGCUGACGUCAUCAGCAGCCUCCAGUGACGUCACUGACGCCCGCUGCGUGAGAACGACGCUCGGGAGAGGCAUGAGGAGGGUGUUUGGAAGUACGUCACGAAAGAACUAGUUUCAGUCAAAACUUGUGUCAAAAGAGUUUGUGAUGGAAAGUCUGAUGUGGACACUGGACAGGUGUAUUGUGUACAGAACAGCUGUAGAUGUCGCCGAGAGGUACCCAGAGCCGUCUAGUCACGAGUUCACAGGGAUCAGGGGACUGUCCGCCGUGCUCUCCGUAUUGGUUAGCAGGGAGUGCGGCGGUUAUAUCAUCAACACCACAAACAACAUGACGGUAAAAACUGAAUGAGAUUAGGUUUGAGAUUAUGGUCUCAUGUUUCGAGGAUACAGCUGAGGUACUUUCUAAUUGCUUGGUAAACAUUUCACUUUUUCGGUGCUUACCGCUCUCAAAGACUGUUUCGUUUAGAAGGUAGACCUGGGCUCGAACCUGGUUUGGAACGCCUCAUUUGCCUCGUGCUGCUACCUAUAAAACUACUUAAUGUGUGGUCUUGACCUCUGAAAUUAUCAUUCAAAUCAUUAACACUUUUUUAUGAAUUGUAUCAAAAAUAAAAAAACGCAUUGAAUAGCAAAGUAAGAGAAAAGAAUCAGACAGCAAAAAAUAAAACACUCUGCAUGAAGCCAGACCUCCACUUGUGGCCCUGUUGAAAUAUGAAAAUGCCGCCGGAACUUGUUCAGAUCUACUCUCACUGCGUCUUCUGGCCCUAAGCAGCUUAGAGUGACGUAAAGCGUGACUCCACAAUUGUCUCAUCUCAGCCCGUUUUAGCGAGUUUCGGUCGGUGUUUUCCCAAAGACACGAUAAGUCGUGUUGAAGCCGCUAUCAGAUCCCAGCGGCUGUGUUUUCGGUUUCCGCUCGCAGAAAUCUCCUGAAAAAGAAAACGGACAAUAGUCGGCUACCAUCUCAGUGGUGGGAUUACUUAGCUCCCUCGCAGGUUCCGUUGUGAUCUUGACCGAUAUGUAAUCUGUCUGUGCUAGAGAAGGGAGCGUCUUACGAUGUGGUGAUACUGUAACAGUGCCAUUGCAGAACUAUGCGCAGUUUCUCGUCGAUAUUGGUGUUCAUUCACAAGUCAUCGUCGUAAUAUUCAGCUAGCCAGCAUUGCCACCGAACGAGCUUUGUGAAAACGGUGUAGUUGCGGGUGUAUUAUAUCCACUUUCAGUCGUUCCCACGAUGGAAGAAGCGUAAUUGCUGUUCACCAAACUUGUUUUAUGAUCGUAUAUGUAAUAAUAGCUCUUUGCAUGUCCGCUAAAUUCGGCGACCCCGAAUCGAUUCGAUCUUUACGCCUGGUUGUUCCGCGCCGGCCGGUCGCCGGUCCCGGAUCGGUUGUAUCCUGUCCGAUAUCCGCCACCGCCCGCCGGCUCCGGCGGCUGGCGGCGCCGCAGACCGCAGAGCACGAGACGUCUGCGCUCGAUAAACCAUCAGCCCAGUGACGGCUGGAGUUGGUGACGUGCCCCAGCUGACGUCAGGGUCACCAGUUGACGUCACCAGCUCUGUCCGCUUCCUGCCGCGGCCACUAUCGGGCCCCCACAGUCCCAGUAUUCGACAUGCGACUUCCACAUGUAUCCGCUGCCGCUGCGGUUAACAUGGCGUUUUUUGAUGGUGUUGUCAUGUGCACUGAUCUGAUAGCCGUUUUGUCGUACAGAUAUCCGUUUUCGAGGCAUAUUGAAGGGCGUCGAUUCAUGUAUACAGUGCGAUUAUUUUGCAGUCGUGUGUUAUCACUCGAACGACCUUAGCGAGCGAGCUCCUGCCACUGUGUGAUUUAGAUUCGUUUUACGCAAAAGCGUUUGAUGUGCUUUCAUAGCCAUUUGAUGAAUUCGGUAUACCGUUAAACCUAGUUAGAUAGUAGAUUCGGCCGUCUUGUGUGCUUUGGUGUGGUGUUUGGUUUUGUAUUCAGGGAGAAUGCUGCACUGUGUGCACUUACAGGAAGGUUUAUUUGUGUGAUUUAGAAUCGUUUUUGCGAGUUUCGUAGUUGAUUCUAGUCACAAAUGGAACUUUUUUACAACUAGGAUGGCAUUUAGUCAGUUUUUGUGGCAAUAUUUUUUGUAGGACCAUAGUGUUUUUGCAUAGCAUUGCAGUUGUUUUAGUUGCAUGCCAUGUAUUUUAUUCAUAGCCUAGCCAUACAUUGGAAUAAGCGCCGGGGGUGUGUCGUUGUCCAUUGUCCAUGGAGUGUGCAAUAUAUGCUCAACGUCCAAGU
This is a messenger RNA of Amphibalanus amphitrite, 4048 nucleotides long. Its product is annotated as 5'-nucleotidase domain-containing protein 3-like. The coding region runs from base 280 to 1800 and encodes 506 amino acids. The transcript is spliced from 10 exons. The record is from RefSeq and is a predicted model, not a curated record. Gene Ontology annotation, molecular function: 5'-nucleotidase activity. NCBI's taxonomy places the organism in Eukaryota, Metazoa, Arthropoda, Thecostraca, Balanomorpha, Balanidae.